Episyrphus balteatus (marmalade hoverfly) is the source of this 448-nucleotide messenger RNA. RefSeq lists its product as uncharacterized. The coding region runs from base 108 to 374 and encodes 88 amino acids. The record is from RefSeq and is a predicted model, not a curated record. The transcript has a single exon. NCBI's taxonomy places the organism in Eukaryota, Metazoa, Arthropoda, Insecta, Diptera, Syrphidae. Gene Ontology annotation, cellular component: mitochondrion.
AUGUCAAAAGAAACUUGCUGCUCGAAGCUCGGCUGCGAUUACGUGAUAGCUUUGCGAAAAAGUAAUUUGGUAGUUCUUAAUUUGAUACCAAAAUAUAAUAAAUAAAAAUGUUCUUAAGACCUCGAUUGGCCAACAUUGCACGCAGCUAUUGCAACAAAGCUAGCGCACCAGCAACUGGCAUUAAUGCCAACGUCGAGGGACUUAGCAGCCGCUGCGUGAAACCUGCAACCGAACCAGUGGGCCCAGGUGCAUCCGCAAAUGGGGAAUACAAAGUACCCGAGUACUUUUGUUUCAGCCGUGUUAGCUAUUUCGAAGCUGAAGUAGAAAUGGCCAAAUACAGAUGUCCCCAGCCCAAGGCAAAUAGAAAACAGUAAAGGAAAAAACGGAAUUAUAUUUUCAUGUAAAUGAAUGAUUUUAUUUGUGAAAUACAAAGGUUAAGAGAAACAAA